Messenger RNA from Cuscuta epithymum, 2931 nucleotides. NCBI's taxonomy places the organism in Eukaryota, Viridiplantae, Streptophyta, Magnoliopsida, Solanales, Convolvulaceae. The record is from the annotation of a GenBank genome assembly.
AGACAGCUGUGAGGAAUGCCAAAAAUGGCAUAGGGAUUAUAAAUUAGUCCUUUUAAAACUCUUUUCAAAUUUCAACCUCUCAGCCAAUCAAUUUAAGAUAUCUAGAUUUUCUUUUCCUAACAAUGCUCAUACAUUUUGACCCUUCAUUCGAUCUCCUUUUCUUCUUUAAUGCCAUAGCUCAAAGUUGAACUAUUUUCUUGCUGUUCUUGGUAAAGCUCUGCAGAACUUAGGGUGGAAUCCUUUUAUUUGUUGAUUGCUGUUAUACUCUCCUUGAAUUCUUUGAUUACUUUUCCUGUUCUACAGCUGAUUAUUUCUGUUGAGCUAAAAAUGUUCAAUUUGGUGUUCAUGAUUUCGUCCAUAUGUUGUUUGAUCUUUGUUUCCUCAGAAUAUGACCCAGUUGAUAACUAUCUGAUAAACUGUGGAUCAUCUGAAAACACAACUCUGGGUCGCCGGUUUUUCUUGGCUGACAACUUGAAUUCCACAACCCUUUCAACCCCACACAAGAUUUUUGCAAAAUCAGCUUCUGACCUUCUUGUCCCAUUUCCCUUCAACUAUACUUCACCCCUUUAUCAGACUGCCAGAAUUCUCAAUGGAACCUCAGAGUUCGUUUUUCCAAUCAUGAAGCUUGGCAGACACUGGCUUCGUCUGCAUUUCUUUCCUUUCGUUCAAGAAAAUCAUAACCUAACCACUGCUAGAUUUUCUGUUUCAGCCCAGAACUUUACUCUCUUGAAAAAUUUUCAGCCAUCAAAUACCUCCACACUUAAAGAAUACUCUUUGAAUAUAAGUAGUAGUCAGCUGGUUCUUGUUUUUACCCCUGCUGCCAAUUCUUUUGCUUUCCUUAAUGCUCUGGAAGUGGUUUCAAUUCCUGAUGAGGUUAUACCUGCUGGUGCUGGAAUGGGCACUCCAGAAGGAAGUGAGCAAGACCUUAGGGCACAUGCCCUGGAGACUGUGGUGAGGGUAAACAUGGGGAAUGUAACAAUUCCCCCUCAAAAUGAUACAUUGGGGAGGUUAUGGUUUUCUGAUGAUAGAUAUCUUAAAAGUAGUAAUUUUGUCGAGUUUGAAUUGAAGGAAGGUGUCCUGAAUUAUACAAGAGGGGCGACAGAGAACAUAGCUCCUCCCCUUGUGUAUGAAUCUGCUACUAGAUUGAAACAGGUGGACUUUAAUAUCCGGUUUAAUGCUACAUGGCAGUUUGAAGUUCAUCCCGCCUUUGAGUAUCUAGUUCGGUUCCACUUUUGUGAUAUGGUUAGUGAUUCUUCUAACGAACUUGUGUUCAACGUUUUCCUCAAUUCCCAUGUCGUCGCCGAAAACCUUGACCUUAAAACUAAAACCUCAAAUGCCUUUGCUUCUCCUUAUCACAUGGAUGUUGUGAAAAGGUUGGCCACAGGUCGUGAGCUUAGCAUAACAAUUGGCCCAUCAGAUGUGCGCAAUGUGCUUCCCGAUGGCAUCCUGAACGGGCUGGAGAUCAUGAAAAUAAGCAACUCUAAGAACAGUCUUGAUGAAGAUGACACUGAAACUCAACUCUCCAAAACCACUUCCAAGUCUAAAAAAUGGGUGAUUUUGGGAUCAGGCUUCGGAGCAUCCUGCUUGGUUGUUUUUGCUUUGGUGUCCAUUCUGGUCUACCGAAACAGAAGAAGAAAACGUAUUGGUUUGAGUAAAUAUUCUGAAGAACAGGGUUCCAUUUCGAGGUCAAAGGCAGGGUAUCUAAUCCCUUUUAAGGCCAUUCAAGAAGCCACAGACAAUUUCUGUGAAGAGAUGAUAAUAGGCAUUGGCGGUUUUGGGAAGGUUUACAGGGGAGUUUUGAAAGAUGGUACGGUAGUGGCUGUAAAGCGAGGCAACCAUCAAUCAAGCCAAGGACUCGCUGAGUUCAUUACAGAGAUAGAAAUGUUGUCUAAAUUUAGACACCGCCAUCUAGUGUCAUUGAUAGGAUAUUGUGACGAGAUGAACGAAAUGAUCAUAGUAUAUGAGUACAUGGAUAAUGGAAGUCUAAAGAACCAUUUAUACGGUUCAGAUCUUCCAAAGCUGAAUUGGAGGCAGAGGGUCGAAAUCUGCAUUGGAUCUGCAAGAGGGCUUCAUUAUCUACACACCAGUUCAGAGAAGGCGAUCAUCCAUCGGGACGUAAAGUCAGCAAACAUAUUACUUGACGAGAACCUCAUGGCUAAGGUUGCAGAUUUUGGGCUGUCAAAAGAUGGGCCCGAGAUGGAUCAGACACAUGUCAGCACUGCAGUAAAAGGAAGUUUCGGUUAUCUCGACCCGGAGUACUUGACAAGACAACAACUGACCGAGAAGUCAGAUGUUUACUCUUUCGGGGUCGUAAUGCUUGAGAUCCUCUCAGGGAGGCCAGUUAUCGACCCUUCCCGCCCCAGAGAAUCUGCAAACUUGAUUGAAUGGGCUAUGCGUGUGAUAAGGAGAGGGGAGUUGGAAAUGGUUCUUGAUCCUCACCUUAAGGAAAGAGUAAAACCGGAGUCUUUACUGAAGUUUGUGGAGAUAGUUGAAAAAUGCUUGGCGGAGUGUGGGAUUCAUCGGCCCACAAUGGGGGAGGUCCUAUGGAACUUGGAGUGUGUCCUUCAGCUCAAUGGAAAAGAAGACAGAAGAGUUCGAGGUGGCAUCCCGGAUCCGGAAAUCAGCACUUCUACAACUCAGGUCAGCGUUGGAAGUAUGGGUGAUCUUGAAGGCGUUUCUAUGGGUAGAGUUUUCUCCCAAAUGGUAAAGGCUGAAACGAAACACUUGAAUGACAAGAUUUAAGAAGACUUUGAGGUUGUCUGUGCAGAAAAUAGAUAUUUGAUUGUGUGUAUAUACAUUUUGUUUGGUUGAAAGCAGUGCUGCAAAUUGUUCUGAAAGCAUUCUGUAAUACGAAAUUAUCUUCUCACAAUUGUUGGAUAUGUUAAAUGACUAUUAUGAUGUUGUUACAGGCUUACAGCUCAAGUUUACCUU